GAUUUGCUUUUAAUGUACAGUUUCCCAUGUUAACUUCAACUAGUGCCAUGAUUGGGUAUAACGCAAACAAUCACCUUAUUCUCGUAUGGCUGCUCCUUGUGUUUGGACAUCAGUUUGGUAAUUCUGAGUUUAUCCACCCGUGUAACCACCAUAAUGGGAUUACAGAAGAGGUGGCGCAUGAAGUCCUGAAGGACUGGCCCGGCAAUCUUAACUUGGCCAGUGUUAAUAGGACCCACAAGUGCUAUGUGACCUGUAUUUUCUUAUAUUAUAGUAUUGUUUCCUCCUCCGGAGAUAUUACGUUGGACAAAUACUAUAACUCUGGAGUUAUUAAUGAAUACGCGUUUACACCAACAUUACGACGAUGCAUCUAUGAAAAUAGACUUGAGACCGACUAUUGUGAGCACACUUUCGGUAUGUUCAACUGUUUUAGGCAGGAGAAACUAAAGGCAAAAGCUACAUUCAAUAAAUGAAAAAUUCAAUUGCUUAUAAAGAGCAAUCACUCUGA
Drosophila biarmipes is the source of this 505-nucleotide messenger RNA. RefSeq names its product general odorant-binding protein 57d-like. Lineage: Eukaryota; Metazoa; Arthropoda; Insecta; Diptera; Drosophilidae. The transcript has 2 exons. The record is from RefSeq and is a predicted model, not a curated record. Gene Ontology annotation, molecular function: odorant binding. The coding region runs from base 27 to 470 and encodes 147 amino acids.